Colletotrichum tamarilloi is the source of this 378-nucleotide messenger RNA. RefSeq names its product C6 zinc finger domain-containing protein. NCBI's taxonomy places the organism in Eukaryota, Fungi, Ascomycota, Sordariomycetes, Glomerellales, Glomerellaceae. Bases 1 to 378 code for a protein of 125 amino acids. The transcript has a single exon. The record is from RefSeq and is a predicted model, not a curated record.
AUGGCCAAGACCUAUCGGUCAGCCGUGGCACUGUUCGGUGUUUCCUCUCUACAAAGUGUGAAGGUCAUUCCUUUCUCGAAAGAUUGGAUGACUGUCAAGGAAACCCAUCGUGACAGGCUGUUUUCUUUUCUCAAAGCCUCGCUUGCCUCUUCAGCAUUGAAGAUCUGCACCACAUGGCCAAUGAUUGUAGCCGGGUUCGAGGCGAAGAGUGGAAACCUGUCCAUGCAGAGCUUCGUUCUGGGGCGUAUGAAGGAAGACAGUCAGAGGAUGGGAAUCUAUCUUCCAGUCGCAGCUAAAGAGGUCCUAGAGAGAUUUUAUGCCUCUGCAGGAAACACCUGGGACGAUUGUUUCGACAGUCCUCAUGCGUUGUUCACGUAG